Molecule: messenger RNA, 3453 nt
Organism: Lynx canadensis (Canada lynx)
Lineage: Eukaryota; Metazoa; Chordata; Mammalia; Carnivora; Felidae
Gene: NADK
Product: NAD kinase
Exons: 13
Coding region: 44-1639 (531 amino acids)
Biological process (GO): NAD+ metabolic process; NADP+ biosynthetic process
Molecular function (GO): NAD+ kinase activity
Source: RefSeq, a predicted model, not a curated record
UUGGUGACCCCGCUGCCCAGUGGCCCCAAGACAGCAGGGAGACAUGUCCUGUCUUGUGCCCCUCUGUGUUUCAAGUCUCUGGACACAGGGCCAAGAGACCCCGCCAGAGAAGACUGACAACAGCAGGCACGCUUCGGAGGUAUUGCGGGCUGGGGUCCACUGCAGUAAAGCAAAUCCUGCAAUAAAGCAUCAGUGUUCUUCUGAUCCAAGGCCUCAUUUACCCACCAUGGAAACGGAACAAGAGAAAGUCAGCGUGAGCAAGGCGCCUGGCACAGACUCGGCCUCUUACCGCUGCUCCGCAUGCCAUGGGGACGAGGCCUGGGGGCCCGGCCAUCCCACCCGGGGACGGGCCAAGUCCCGCAGCCUGUCGGCCUCGCCCGCCCUGGCGAGCACCAAAGAGUUCAGGAGGACACGCUCUCUGCACGGGCCGUGCCCGGUGACCACGUUUGGACCAAAGGCCUGCGUACUGCAGAACCCCCAGACCAUCAUGCACAUCCAGGACCCUGCCAGCCAGCGGCUGACGUGGAACAAGUCCCCAAAGAGUGUUCUUGUCAUCAAGAAGAUCCGGGACGCCAGCCUGCUGCAGCCCUUCAAGGAGCUCUGUGUGUACCUGAUGGAGGAGAACAACAUGAUUGUGUACGUGGAGAAGAAAGUUCUAGAAGACCCUGCCAUAGUGAGCGAUGACAACUUUGGACCAGUGAAGAAGAAAUUCUGCACCUUCAGAGAAGAUUAUGAUGACAUUUCCAAUCAGAUCGAUUUCAUCAUAUGCCUGGGAGGGGAUGGGACCCUGCUUUAUGCCUCCUCCCUCUUCCAGGGCAGCGUGCCUCCGGUCAUGGCGUUCCAUCUGGGUUCCCUGGGCUUCCUGACCCCCUUCAACUUUGAGAACUUCCAGUCCCAAGUUACUCAGGUGAUACAGGGCAACGCGGCUGUCAUUCUUCGGAGCCGGCUGAAGGUCAGGGUCGUGAAGGAACUCAGAGGGAAGAAGACGGCCGUCCCCAACGGGGUCAGCGAGAACGGAGUGCUGGCCGCGGACCUGGCCGCGGAGGCUGGGAAGCAGGCCAUGCAGUACCAGGUCCUGAACGAGGUGGUGAUCGACAGAGGCCCCUCCUCAUACCUGUCCAAUGUGGAUGUCUACCUGGACGGGCAUCUCAUCACCACGGUACAGGGUGACGGGGUGAUCGUCUCCACCCCGACGGGCAGCACGGCGUAUGCGGCCGCCGCCGGGGCCUCCAUGAUCCACCCCAACGUGCCGGCCAUCAUGAUCACGCCCAUCUGCCCCCACUCGCUGUCAUUCCGGCCCAUCGUGGUCCCCGCGGGGGUCGAGCUGAAGAUCAUGCUGUCACCGGAAGCCAGGAACACUGCGUGGGUGUCCUUCGAUGGACGGAAGAGACAGGAGAUCCGCCACGGAGACAGCAUCAGCAUCACUACCUCUUGCUACCCACUUCCCUCCAUCUGCGUCCGAGACCCCGUGAGCGACUGGUUUGAGAGCCUGGCGCAGUGUCUGCACUGGAACGUGCGGAAGAAGCAGGCGUACUUCCAGGAGGAGGAGGAGGAGGAGGAGGAGGAAGAAGAGGAGGAGGAGGAGGAGGAGGAGGAGGAGGACGAGGGGGAGGAGGGGGAGGAGGGGGAGGAGGGCUAGGCCUGAGCUCCUGCUGUCCACACCCGGGACCCCAGAGUCCCAAAGCCGUUCUGCUGCCUCCUUCCCCUCGCCCUCCGGGAGCGGGCUGGCCUGAGCACGUGUGCUGUGCGCCCCGCGCGCAGGCGUCACGGGUCACGGCGCUUUGGUCUGUAGCCAGAGGAAGAGCCGGGAUCUGCCUUUCGUCGACCAGAUCAGCUGUUUUUAACAUUUUAAAUCUGACUUCUUUUUUGCAUUUCUAAACAAGAAAAGUGAGUGACGGCGGGGGACUCUGAAGCAGACACCAUGCUUACCCGUGUUGUGGGUCGGAGCCUGGGUCCUGGGGCAGGGACACCCGGCUGGACGUGCUUUUUGUAAUUUCUUGUCAGGAAACUUGUGCUUAAAUCAGUCUAUUGAAAUUCAGAGGGGAUCAGAACGGAUUGAUCUGUCUUUCCAUGUCGAAAAUAAAUGUCUCGUAGCCAAAAAUCUCACUUGAAGCUACCACGAUUUCCCCCUUAAAUCUUGCACCUUUUUCGCCGAAAGGACUCGGAGGGGACGCUUCUGCAGAGAGCGGUUUGGUUUGAUCGGCUGACGAGCGGAGGGUCCCCUCUCCCUCCUGCGCCUCGUCUGGGCCUCCCCGCCGUGGCCCCCAGCCCUCCUCUCCUCCCUGCCGUGGGGUGACAGGUGCCAGCGCUGUGGCCCCACCGGCCCUGCGGACGACGCCUGGUAGGGGGUCAGACCCACACACACAUUCCUCACGAAGCCGGGACGGCGUCCUCUGCACCCUGGAAGAUAUUUUAAAUCCUGUGUCUACUUUGUAGAGAUGAUUUUAAACUUUCUGAACUGCUAUGUACAGAUUUUAUUGUACACUCUGAAGAUUUAAGAGGGAAGGGGAUUUGUACUGUUGGGAAAUGGAGCCUUGUUCCGAUGUUUGCACGCGUUCUGUGUGACGCCGUGUGCUGGGACCACUGUGUUCCGCAUCGUCGCCGUAGAGGUGACGGUCCAGGAGCGAAGGGUGCUUCUCCCUCGGGAAGCCACCGGUCAGCGAGGAAGGCGGUGCUGGGACGUUUUGUGUCCUUUCUGCUCUCGCUUCUCCCUGGGCGUCUUGGGCUUGCGAGGAAACUGCCAGCAUUCCAGUGGCCCCUCCGGCCGCGCGGGGCGUGUGCGCGGGGCGCGUGCGCGGGGCUCCGGCCCCUGCUGGUUGUUGCCUGACAGAUGUCCUCCAGUCGGGCGUCUGUUUCAGAGUGACUGAUUUCUCUUUGAGCUACAUCAUUAACCUGUUAAGGUGGCAAGAACGGAAGGGACGGGGCUGGGCCUUGCUCUCCUGGAGGGUCACAGGCCUCAUUCUGGAGCUGCUAGAAAGGCUCCGGGGCCCCGGGUGCCACCACCCUCGGCCGGGGGUCUCCGCACGGCGGGCUGUGCAGCCUGGGCGCCCGCGUCUGCCGCGUCCGUGGUUCAGCGUCUGUGGAGCUCGGCAGUCGGCGUGGGGCUCGGAAGGGAGGUGGGCCCUCACCGCCACCUGCCCACGGGCACGGGGCACCGCCAGAGGCCCGCCACCCGGCCUCCCUGGGGCAGAGAGGGGGCCGAACCAAAACUUGGCUUUAGGUCCAAAAGAGAGUGGCGUUCGGAAUUCAGGUCGUUCACUUAGACAAAAAAAAAAAAAAAAAAAAAAAGCAAGUCUGAAAGGAGCAUGAUUUGGAGUGAUUUAGAAAACUUGGGAUUUUUUGAAUUCUUAAUGUUUCAUAUUGUUAAUAUCUUGAAAAUUUGUUAAAUGUUGUCGAAAGCCUUAUUACUAUUUUCAGAUUCUUUCAAUAAACAGACUUGUUUAAAAAGUUGGA